ACACAGACACACAGCACUAUGGCAUCACAUUGCAACCGCCAAUAUUUUCUAAACCCAAGGCUUUCCCUCCAGCUGCUGGCUCUGGUUGGGACUUUGACGUGGCACAUUCUUGUCACAGAAAGUGCUACUUCAAUUCAGCUCAGAGGGGAGGUUGGUGGAAAUGUGACCUUUUCCUGCCCCACUGCGAAACAAAAAUUAAGAUUUUUGUACUUUCAGAGGGGUGAGAUAUUUGUGAAUGGCUACUAUGAAUCAAAAACUGCAUUAGAGAUAGCAGAGCUGGCAUGGAAGAACACCAUAAUGGAUCACGACAAGACAACUAUGCACAUGUACAAUUUGAACGUCUCACAUCAUGGUGAAUAUCAGUGCCAUUUCCAGUACAUUGGCAGUAGUGCAACUCACAAACAAAUCAUACAUCUCAAUCUUACAGCCAACUACAGUAAACCUGCUCCCACAGUGCACUGCAGUGAUGAAAACCAUCGCUUUAGUUGCCUAGUGACAUGUGCUUCACAUGAUGGGUACCCAGUCAACAAGGUGACGUGGAACGUACCAGGGAGUCAGAUUUGGACGGUUUUGAACAGCAGUGAAAUGAACGAUCCAAAAACCAUGAUGGUCAACAGCUCAAGCACUGCAUACUUCAACUGCUCCAAUGGAAAUACGUCAAUCAGCUGCUCUGUGGGCAACGUCAGCUCAGACGUGUUCUCAGUCUGUAUACCCAUUGGUCCACCACCUGUUCCUCACAGUCCUGUGAUUGAAGCCAUCUGUGCAGUGGUGGGUAUCACUAUCACUAUGCUGGUAUUGCUGCUGUGGUGGAGAUGCAAGAAGGGACAGAGAGGAGCGGCAGCAGUAGAUUUUAGGCGAGUAAAUGGAUGUGAGGAGGAGGCAACAGUCCACAAUGAAAGCAAUGAAGGGAAAGAGGCCUCUUGAGUGCUGAAUUGGUGAAGAUGCAUAAAGGACUUCUUCUUCUUCUUGGUUCUAGAAUCUAGAACUAAAACUAUAUGUCAUUCAAGUGUACAUUACAUUUGUGACUGACUAGCUAUAUACAAGCCAGGAACCGCCAGAGUGGUCGGUGACUCAUUGGCACUAGUCUGUGAAUCAGAAUCACUGGGGAAUGCUGUCGACAUUUCACUGACUUUUAAGUGUUUGAGGAAGUAUUCCUUAUGACUAUCACUUUACGGUUGAUGUGCAGUGCAUCAUUCAACUGAGAGUAGCUUACUUCUAAAAAAGAAAAACAACAACAAUAAAAUAGAUAAAGACUUUUCCAAUGGCUGUGGUGAGAUUGUUGUUGUAUACUGGAAAACAGUCUCUGUGUGGAGGAAAAACAACAAAAGCGGUGUUUGUUUGUUGUUACACUGACCUCUACGGGCAGAAGCUGAAUCUGUUAGACAUGCUGCAAGUUUCACUUUUGGACUGUUGUUGUUGUUGCACUUUAAAAUUCCCCUUGUGCCUUUUCGUAAGUAUAGCACAGUCUACAAUAUUAUGUUGUGUUAGUGUUUGGCUUUGUGGAAUUGUUUUAUUUUUUUAUUUAAUGCACAUAAUAGAACAGUCAAUGUUACUCAUGUCAUGCCAGUAUAGGCCUACAAUUCAUUUUGUUUUGAAAGUGUUUGAAAUGUACUGUGGUUCCCUAAUUUUGUCUAGGGUUUUAUUCUCCAAUUCGUUUUGUCUAUCAGAAAUGAUCAUUGGCAAGGAAAAUAUGUGUGAAUGCAGAAUAUAUGUUUUUUUCUGCAAUAGAUUCCAGUAUUUUAUGAGGUAAGGUGCAAUAUUAAAUACAAAGGGAAAGGGUUUUUGUUUUUGCUAAUUAAAUUACCGUUACCCUUAAAACUAAUAUUUUGGUCUUCUUAGCAAUUCUGACAUUUUUUUCUCAGGUGACUGUUCUCAUGUAAAAUAUUGUUAUUUUGCUAUUUAUUUUUAUUUCAUGUUUUUCUUUCUUAAUAUUAAAUUGUGUGUUGUUUACCCUGUUUACACUUUUUGGGUAAUUUAGGCUGUUAUUCCUCCUUCCUAUGAAUGAAUGAAUUACCAAACAUUUCAAAGGGCUGCUUCCGUUUCCUACAUCUGUAAGAAUGAUGGCUGUUUGCUUACUUUUUCAUGUUUAUAUGGCAUUUUACAUAACUUCGCAAUCCUGUCCUAUAUCUUAUUUUUGUUCUUUGGUACUAAAUGUACAAUGGAUUAAACUUGUAAUUAUA
This is a messenger RNA of Perca fluviatilis (European perch), 2180 nucleotides long. RefSeq lists its product as uncharacterized. The transcript is spliced from 8 exons. Gene Ontology annotation, biological process: immune response; cell surface receptor signaling pathway; T cell costimulation. Bases 19 to 924 code for a protein of 301 amino acids. Gene Ontology annotation, cellular component: external side of plasma membrane. Lineage: Eukaryota; Metazoa; Chordata; Actinopteri; Perciformes; Percidae. The record is from RefSeq and is a predicted model, not a curated record.